CGUGAUGACGACAACAUGAUGCCCCAGUGUGGUACGUAGCGUAACAUUCCAUUAAGAAGAAGAAGGAAAAUGGCGUCUUCUAACAAUCCUCGCAAAUUUAGCGAAAAGAUCGCUCUGCAUAAUCAGAAGCAGGCAGAGGAGACGGCGGCGUUUGAAGAAGUCAUGAAGGACCUGAAUAUUACCAGGGCAGCUCGGCUGCAGUUGCAGAAGACCCAGUAUUUGCAACUAGGGCAGAAUCGUGGACAGUACUAUGGAGGCUCACUGCCCAAUGUCAAUCAGAUUGGAAAUGGCAACAUUGACCUGCCUUUUCAGAACUCAGUGCUGGAUACCAGUCGAACAACUAGGCACCAUGGGUUGGUGGAGCGUGUUUACCGUGACCGCAAUCGCAUCACAUCCCCUCACCGCAGACCGCUGUCAGUGGAUAAACAUGGACGCCAAAUUGACAGCUGUCCUUACAGCUCAGUUUACCUCUCCCCUCCACCAGACACGAGCUGGAGAAGGACAAAUUCAGACUCUGCCUUACACCAGAGUACUAUGAGUCCAAAGCCCCAGGAGGUGUUUGCAGGAGGAUCUCAGGAGCUGCAGCCUAAACGAGUGCCUGGGAUGGAGAAUUCCGAGUCAAACGUUGACAAGGAUGUCCAGAAACAGUUGUGGAACGAUAAAAAGGAUGAUACGACAAAGCCCAACACAUGUGAUGUCCCGGGAAUCAAUAUUUUCCCAUCACCCGACCAGGAAUUGAAUCCAUCAUUACUGCCGGCGGCUCACAACACCGGCGGCUCAUUGCCUGAUCUGACCAACAUCCAGUUCCCACCCCCAUUGUCCACCCCACUAGAUCCUGAGGACACCGUGGCCUUCCCCUCCCUCAGCUCCUCAAACAGCACAGGCAGCUUGACCACCAACCUCACCCACCUGGGCAUCAGCCCCGCCAGUCAUGGAAUUCCCACCUCAUCUCAAACUACCAUGACUGUAACAGCACAACGCCGGCAACCUCCUGUGGUGCCCCUGACCCUCACCUCUGACCUCCACCUCCAGCAAUCUCCACAGCAGUUCUCUCCUGCCCUGUCUUCACCAGUUAACAUUUCACAGGCUUUACCAGCUGUGCCACUGACCCUGGAGCAGCAGCUUUCCCAGUAUCCACUUUUCAACCAGUUGACAGCUCAGGCCCAGGCCCAGCUGCUCAGUGACCUGCAGAAGCAGCAACAGGCUCUAUCACAGGGCAUCCAGCUCAUUUCUUUCCCGACUUCAGCCUCCACUGGAACAAUUCCCGCAUCUGUCAGCAGCCCCUCCCCAGACAGCCAGACCACCGCCAGUAUCAGCAUCAGCUCGUACCGCAAUCAGACUGGCUCACCAGCCACUCAGUCUCCAACCUCCCCAGUCUCCAAUCAAGGCUUCUCCCCUGGCGGCUCGCCUCAACACAUCCCUGUGGUGGGAAGUAUUUUCGGCGACUCCUUUUACGAUCAGCAGACGUCAAGGCAGACCAAUGCACUUUCCCAACAGCUGGAGCAGUUCAACAUGAUUGAGAGUCCCAUCAGCUCCGCCAGCCUUUACAACCAGUGCUCCACCCUCAACUACACACAGGCAGCCAUGAUGGGCCUGACUGGGAGCAGCCUGCAAGACUCUCAACAUCUGGGCUACAGUAGUCACAGUAACAUCCCCAACAUCAUCCUAACAGUCACAGGCGAGUCUCCUCCGAGCCUCUCCAAAGAGCUGACCAACUCUCUGGCUGGUGUCGGUGAUGUCAGUUUUGAUGCAGACUCGCAUUUUCCUUUGGACGAGCUGAAGAUCGACCCACUCACCUUGGACGGAUUGCACAUGCUCAAUGACCCUGACAUGGUGCUUGCCGACCCAGCCACGGAAGAUACGUUCAGGAUGGACAGGCUGUAACCUUCGGGGCCGAUGGCGGUAAAUAAAUACACACUAACUUGUUAAAGGAGAAAAACCAGAGGGUGGGAAGUACUCCCUCUCCCUCGUUGCAUGGCUGUCCAGCUGUCCGACCUCGCCCUCAUCUCCGUGAAGCCCUCUGAAAAGUUGCUCCACAAGAAGACAGCAGGGAUUACAACAUCCAGUGGCUUGCUGGGGAAUGGCCUCGCUGUGGAUUUGGAAUGAAAUUGGUCGCUCAGCGCUUUUGCUAGCCUGCUGUGUUUACAGUGUACCAUUACAUGCCACAUAUACUCCAAAAAAAAUGCACAUUUGACAAUGUCCCUUUUCUUUUCCUUUUCAUAACCACUUUGAUAUUUGUGUUCGUUUUUAUAUUCACUGGUAGCAGAAAGCUGCUGGGACAUUGGGCUAAACUACGACUGCAGUUUGCUCGUACCCGGCGAUCAGAUGAAUUGUUUUUUUUUUUUCCUCAUCAUGUUGUAAGAGCUUUCUAUCUCACACUCAAAGCUUUAUUUUUGACAACCAAAAGUUACUUUCACCAUGUACUGUACGUUUUGAUGCUCUGUGUUUUUAUAUGUUUGGUUUAUUUAUUCCCUUAAAGAUUUUAUAUUUUAUUCAUAAUUUAAAUUUGAUGCCAAAAUGCUCUCUGUAGGCAUUGUGUAAAAUUGCACUGAUGUAUUUUGUGUCUAUUUAUUAUGUACUAACAUAUUUAUAAAUGUGUUUGUUUGUUUGUUAUCUUACUUGGUUUACGAAGGAGUGCGAAACCUCCCCAUAGUUGCUCUUUGGUGUUUGAUGGGCCAUUCGCUGACGCAGGGAUGCGCUCCACUUUGUUUACGCUGCAGCCCAACGCUCAGAUCCAAAUGUUGUCGUUUCAAGUGACGUGUUGGUGUCACGUCAGUGUAAAUUAUUUGUUUUGUUUCUGAGAAUAUUAUCAGGUAUUUCUAUUCACCUAAAAAGCAGGAGAAAUGUGUCCAAAUUUGUUCAUCGCAACCGAUGAUAUUGACAAAAAGCCAGUACACAUCAGACUAAAGUCGUCUGUUUUAAACCAGAGAACAGUUUAAAUAAAAAAAAAAAAAGUUAAAUCUUCUUCAGUGGUCACUGUGAAAUCACCUGAUUUUGCCUUACAUGAGUGUCAUCGCUGUUCUACUUAAGUGUCUGACGUAAAAAACGUAUUUUCGUACCUUAUUGUAAGAAUUUUCUUGUAUUUGAGAGGAACUUAACUUUUUGAUCAGUGAUACUUGUGGUUAUGUUGUGUAAAGUUUGACAAAUCAAUGUACUGUAUUUUGUAGCGGUACAGUUUAUACCCAAAUUGUUGAUGUUUUUUAAAGUGGGGCAAAAAAAAGAAUUAAAAAAAAAAAGAAGGGGAUUUAAGGUGAUGGAAAGGUAGUGCAAGUAUGGGGAGGCUUUUUGCUCCUUGAAAGGGAAGCUCUAACAAAAAGGCUACUGACCGUUGCCACAGGGGUCAUCACUAUUCAAAGCACUAGAAACGAUUUGUAACUGUCAAAUAUUACAGAUUAUUGUUUAACAGUAUCAGUGACUCCACAAGGUUUUAUGAAUAAAGGGAUAUUUUAUUAUUGUUGAUGGAAUAACACAAGUACAUGAGUACAUAAAGCUUAUACAAAACUAAUUUAUAUAUAUAUAUAUAAAGUAUUUUAUGCAAUUGACACCAACAAAGUGAGCAUUACUGUCUAAAACUGUUUACACCUACUUCACAAACUUGCCGUCAGUGAUGUCUUCAUUUGGCUAACAUGCUGUAAGCGAAACCGUAGAAGCAAAGAGGUACGCGUUAAGUUGUUCUGGCUCCUCAGUACGAAAAAUGUUGUGGGAUAGAUUUCCUAGAUUUACUGUCUGCACCCAGAGAGACACUGGAUUAGUCUGUCAGACUGUUAAGCUGUUCAACACAUGUUCCAACAACAGUAUUUCACCUAAAAGCAGCUUUAUCCACAAAGUCCACUCAAGUUGCAUCUGAACAUUUGUACAUUUCUGAUUACUUCCACGACACAGUCAACGUUUGCCAAAAUACUAACAUUGGUUUGGAAUUCAAAACUGACCUGAGAUGAGUCAUUGGUCUCCUUUGGCCUUUUGUCAGAGUUUCCCUGAGAGUUGUGUGCAGGUCUGUGGAAUCAUCUUUACUCUAUUGUAAUGUUUGUGUACAGAUGUGCUUAUCAUUUACUGACACAAGACACUGUUGGGACAGAAUUCCCAACUCCCUCUUCCCUUUCCAAAAAGGAAUCACGUUUGGGUAACUGUUCUCCUCCACAGUUGUGCAGCUGAGUUGAUUUGGAGUGUUUUGAUGUCUGCUGUUCAGUUUGCCUUCAACACAUCUGUGAUUCCUAUGCAAAUGAUACAAAAAAAAUGACCCUUGGAAAAAAAAAAUCCAAUUCUUUUGUUUGUUUUGUUGUUUACUACAUU
This is a messenger RNA of Cynoglossus semilaevis (tongue sole), 4290 nucleotides long. It is a transcript of the gene crtc1b, whose product is annotated as CREB regulated transcription coactivator 1b. NCBI's taxonomy places the organism in Eukaryota, Metazoa, Chordata, Actinopteri, Pleuronectiformes, Cynoglossidae. The record is from RefSeq and is a predicted model, not a curated record. Bases 70 to 1884 code for a protein of 604 amino acids. Gene Ontology annotation, molecular function: cAMP response element binding protein binding. Gene Ontology annotation, cellular component: nucleus; cytoplasm. Gene Ontology annotation, biological process: protein homotetramerization; positive regulation of transcription by RNA polymerase II. The transcript is spliced from 14 exons.